This is a messenger RNA of Toxorhynchites rutilus septentrionalis, 1919 nucleotides long. It is a transcript of the gene CCHa2-R, whose product is annotated as neuropeptide CCHamide-2 receptor. The record is from RefSeq and is a predicted model, not a curated record. Bases 33 to 1172 code for a protein of 379 amino acids. NCBI's taxonomy places the organism in Eukaryota, Metazoa, Arthropoda, Insecta, Diptera, Culicidae. The transcript is spliced from 5 exons. Gene Ontology annotation, molecular function: G protein-coupled peptide receptor activity. Gene Ontology annotation, biological process: G protein-coupled receptor signaling pathway. Gene Ontology annotation, cellular component: membrane.
CGGGCCCGAGCCGCAUCCAAAAAUCGGUACGGAUGCUAGAGGCAACGGAAGCAACGCUGGCAUUCGAUGUCGCUAUCGAUCAGAUCGACGAGUACGAACCGUACGAGGAGCGGCUGGAGACGUACGUGGUACCGGUGGUGUUCGCUAUCAUAUUUAUCGUUGGCAUCCUUGGAAAUGGAACCCUGGUGAUUAUUUUUCUGCGGCAUCGGGCCAUGCGAAACAUUCCGAACACAUAUAUUUUCUCGCUGGCUUUGGCAGAUCUUCUGGUUAUUCUUGUUUGCGUCCCAUCAGCUUCGCUCAUCUACACUUUAGAAUCCUGGCCAUGGGGAGUUGCGGUUUGUCGUGUGACGGAGUGUUUCCGGGAAAUCAGCAUCGGCGUCUCGGUUUUCACACUAACGGCGCUGGCCGCCGAUCGAUAUUGUGCCAUUGUCAACCCACUUAGGAAGCUGCAGACGCGUCCCAUCACGGUGAUUGUGGCGAUUCUUAUUUGGCUCCUGGCGAUUGCAUUCGCCAUCCCAUCAGCGGUCAUAUCCGAUGUGGUUGUGGUGGAGAUUCCGAACAAAACCAUCGAAUACUGCUCACCGUUUGGUCAGCGAACGAAUGAAUCCGUAGCAUACUCAAAGUACAAAACCAUCAUCAAUUCGGUCGUGUACUACUUUUUGCCGCUCUCAAUCAUUGGCAUUCUGUACGUCUUAAUGGCGUAUCGGUUACAUGUUAGCGCCCGCGAUAUGCCGGGCGAGAACGCUGGACCCCAGAGCAGAUCUCAGGCCAGAGCCCGACGUCAUGUUGCACGGAUGGUUAUCACAUUCGUAGUUAUGUUCAUCAUCUGCUUCCUGCCCUACCACGUGUUCCAGCUGUGGUAUCAUCUAAAUCCGAACACCGAGUAUGACUACGACGAAUUUUGGCACAUUCUGCGGAUAACUGGCUUCUGCUUGAGCUUUCUGAAUUCCUGCAUCAACCCGGUGGCACUGUACUGCGUUUCCGGUGUCUUCCGGCAGCACUUUCACCGCUACCUGUGCUGCAGGCCGAUGUCCGUUCAGCGGCGCAUCGGAGCAUCGUCGGCGGGCAAUGCCUGCGAGACCAGCUUUGUGUCGACGAUUCGACGAUCACAGCGUAACCACAGCAUCCGAAAAUCCCUUUCGGUCCACUCAGUGCAUAACUCCAAGAGGUGAGACGAUGUGCGGCUGGUGGUGAAAAUGGCAAAAUCGGUACCGAUACGAUAGGCCACCAAGGAUCUCUCGUGACAAGCGCGACAUGGAUCGAAGCGUCCGUGUGAACCAAUCUGUUUGGAUGUGUAUACGAGGCAGAGUACAUGUGUCCGCUGCCAGUUGCCGGCUGUAUGUGAUGUUUUUGUAAUGUAGAACCAGCACUUAGCUCAAUUUGGGCCCGUUCAAGUAUUACGCAUGGUAAAUUUAGUAUUUUUUUGUUUUUCAAAGUUAGAUUUGAUCAAAUUUCCACGAUAGGGACCUUCAAUCCAAACAUAUGUGUAUUAAGAUAGCAAAAUUGUAUGGAUAUAUGUAUGAAAAGAUUUAUCUAUAUCAGCUGACUAGUCGAAUUAACUUCUAAUGUAUGUUUACGAAGGAGCGGAAGACGUUGUUUUCGAUUUGUCCAUUCGAAAAUUGAACACUUGAUUUUGCCGCGAAAGCCUGCAUGGCCAUUUGCUUACGAAAGUAUGUUGUACCAUUUCCGAAUAUUUGUAACUGAGAAGACGUACUUUCAAUCAUCAAGCAUAAGUACUCGUUUCAACCGUGGUAGCCGCGGUAAAAGACAGUUUAUAGCGGAGAAAACAGUCAGAGAGAAUUAUUUAUAUUUGAAAUUAAGACAAACUCAAACUAUCGCUCUAGAACAAGAUCUCAAUUUAGCUAUCGAAACAGUCGCGAAUCAAAAUGAAUUUAUGAACGUUGAUAUUUGAAAAUGAA